This is a messenger RNA of Dreissena polymorpha, 2545 nucleotides long. RefSeq names its product interferon-induced protein 44-like. The transcript has 7 exons. The coding region runs from base 289 to 1722 and encodes 477 amino acids. The record is from RefSeq and is a predicted model, not a curated record. Lineage: Eukaryota; Metazoa; Mollusca; Bivalvia; Myida; Dreissenidae.
CCCAGUCAAAAUAAAAUUUUGAUCGCGUUACGUGUGUGAGCCCUUAAGGAGUUUGCAGUCGAUGAAAUUGUGAUCAACCUUCCACUUAGGUAAGUCUCGGUUAAUCUCUCAAAUCUCUGCGCGGAGGUUGAAUACAUGAGCUACUUUGCACAAACUGAAGUGGUUCUAGUCGUUAGUAUGCAAACGCGAAACUGAAUGUAUUAAUAAAGAGAAAUUAGGUUAACAAGUUUGAGUAAUUUUACAUGAACUUGUGAUAACAAAUAUACGUGACUAGAGCUUUGAUAGAGAAUGACUGGGCAGUUUAAUGAUAAAUACAUGGAUCAGCUGGAGUCCUGGAUUGGCACGGGCCCCAAGAUAUUCACCCUUCUAUACCAAAUAACCAGGGACGGUUGUAAUGCUACAACAUUCCACCAGAAGUGUGAAAAUCAGGGACCGACUGUGACAGUGUUGUACAACCAACAAGGAUCGGUGUAUGGGGGAUAUGGGAGUUCGAGCUGGAUCAGCAGCAGCGGCUCAUAUAUAAAAGAUUCAAACGCUUUCCUGUUUCAACUGAAAUAUUCAGGCACCGACCAAUGCAUAAAGUUUCCAGUAACGAAGGCAGACUCUGCAAUGUAUGCACUAUCUUCAUACGGGCCUAUAUUCGGCGCUGGACACGAUCUUGUAACAUUCAAGGACACAGUGAACAGCUCUGGUUGCUAUUUCGCUUUAAACGGCUCUACGAACUUCGGAAUCAGCUUCAACAAUCAAGGCCUCACUAUUGACAAAAUAAUAAAUAACAAUUUGAACGUCACCGAGUUAGAAGUUUACAGCAUUACAGAUGGGCAUCGGAAGAAUACUCCAACACAACUACAUCAACCCUGGAGAAACAAUCCUGAAUGGAAUGAUAAGGUUAAGUAUCUGGAGAAGCUUACCGAGUACAUCGUAGCGUUCAAACCUUCCGGUAAGCUGGGACUCUCAGAUGUUCGUAUCCUGAUGCUGGGUCCAGUUGGGACGGGCAAGUCGAGCUUCUGUAACACCAUCAACUCGGUGUUCAAGGGUCGUAUCUCUCAAAGUGCCCCAUGUGGGGUCGCUACCAGUGGAAUUACAAUUGCGUAUACUCCUUAUGAAGUGAAUGUGCGUUCUGGUGCUCCGUUGAAUUUUCGGCUCUGUGACACACGUGGUCUAGAGGUCAAUCAGAGUAUUGACAGUUUUGAGUGCAACUACCUGCUAGAUGGGAACAUCCCAGAUUUUUAUCAGUUUAACCCAGUUGCUCCAAUCAACCCCGAUCAUCCCUUGUUCGUACAUCAACCAAAGUGUGCAGAAAAGAUUCACUGCGCUCUGUUUGUGAUUGACGCUUCUACGAUGAGCGACAUACCACAGAAAUUGGUCGACAAGAUGCACAGUUUCCAAAAACUUGUGAAUCUAAAAGGUAUUCCACAAGCCGUUCUACUCACCAAAGUCGACCUUGUCUGUCAGGAUGUGGCCAGUAACAUUACCAACGUGUUCACCAGUAAGAAAAUUGAGGCCGCUGUGGACAAAGCAUCCAACCUUCUUGGCGUACCUAGAAACCAUGUACUCCCGGUGAAAAACUACGAGCAUGAGGUGCAGCUGGAUGACAACAUAAGCAUCCUGGCGUUGCAGGCAUUGAAUCACAUGCUGCGCGUUGCAGAUGAUUACAUUCAAGUUCUUCAGUUGAAGAUGAAAGCGCGCAACGUCUCCAAGGAGAACGCGGACGAAUGGUGAUAAAAAAAUGCACUGACAAAGAAUGAUCGAAUGCAAUGCUUGACUUGCUUGUAUAGCUUUCUGAUUCAAUAAAAUAUGUCAAUUUUAUCAUUUUUAAAAAAACUUCGGCAACUUCUCAAAAUUCUGUAAAACGUACCAUUUAUAUUCUUGAAAAUUUUAAUUUAUAAAAUGCAAAUGUUUUAAGUUCUGUGUAAAAUUGUUAUCAAUACAUAAUUUUGAUCAAUAUCCUAGUAAAAUGGAAACAAAUGUAUAAAUUUUAAAUUUAUUUUAAAUAAAAGUAACUCUCCUAAUUACCGGUAUCCGUAAUACUGAACUUAAAAUUGAACUUAAGAGAUAACAAUCACUUUACAUCGGUUUCUUAUAAUGUACUGAAAUGAAGGACUUCAUAUGUUUUGUGAUAAAUGCUUUAAAAACAUAUUUCAUUUCUAUAAAUGUUCGUAUUGAAUGUUAUGUUUUACAUUAUAUCUCAUUGCUGUUGACUUUAUAAUUUAAUAUUUAUCUCAUAGCCUUUGCAAUGCAUUUGAAAUAGUAAAACAUUACAAUUAUUCAUUAUGAACAUAAACAAAUAUGAUUAAAAUGUUUAAGUAAGAUUUGAUAUAAUUACCACUCACGACUGUUUCCUUACUGAAAUUGUUGUUAGGUAUGACUCGCAUUACGCUGAUAAAACAUACAUUUUAAUAUAUGUAAUAAGAUGAUGACGUAGAAACACAAAGUAAAAAUUGUAAACAAUUAAAAUAUUAUUAACUAGCAUACAAAUAAAUCUUUUAAUUAGUACUUUUCCGUGUAUAUCACAAUAGAAAAAUUAAAGCGUAUCAAGAACAAA